This is a messenger RNA of Actinia tenebrosa (Australian red waratah sea anemone), 1338 nucleotides long. Its product is annotated as fibrocystin-L. The record is from RefSeq and is a predicted model, not a curated record. Gene Ontology annotation, cellular component: plasma membrane. Gene Ontology annotation, molecular function: calcium ion binding. NCBI's taxonomy places the organism in Eukaryota, Metazoa, Cnidaria, Anthozoa, Actiniaria, Actiniidae. Gene Ontology annotation, biological process: homophilic cell-cell adhesion.
AUUGAUAUCUAUCUCUCACUCUCUUGCCGUGUGUUUUUUGCGACACUGCUGGUGCAGUACUACGCUCUUUGCACACCUCUGCACCUAGUGAUAUCUCCUCUGACCGCAGAACGGUGAAUCCCUCACGUCAGCCUGUUAAAAGGAAGCUCUCUUCUGCUUCGGUUUCAAAAGUCAAAUUAAACGUUGACAAAACCGCAGUUUCGUUGAAGAUUAGGUACCGGUACUACGACUUAGAACCUACAAUAAUAUCACUUACAGAAAAGAGAGCAUAAUCAAAAGUGCCUCACGUUAGCUCAGCGUGUAGCUGCAAUGUUAUCAGUCUGAUCCAAAUUAUUCUAGACAGUUGUAAGCCCUCGUUCGUGAAAAUUUAUCAAGUUUUCGAUAAAUUUGAUGGCGUUUCUCUGGCUAUCCACCUUUAUUAUUUACAUCUUUUCAAUCAUCGUUCAAGUACGAGGUGGACGAGUCACUAGAAUUAGUCCAGUCUCUGGAAGUGUCCGUGGAGCGACAAGGUUGACAAUCUUUGGCGAAGGGUUCGCAGAAAGUCAGUUCAAUUACUACGUACCUCAGCUCGGUAACAAUGUUACACUGAUAUCGGUCACAGGUACGCAUGCGCUUGCCUGUGACGUCAUCCCAUAUUAUACUAAUAGACAGCAAAUCGUCUGUAACACCAGGCCUUCGCCGUUUGGAUUCGGUGCGUAUAAUAUUCGAGUUCAAGUCGAUGGUGUUUUGCUACGAAGCAUUAAGGGCAGCACUUAUUGCGAUGGAGAAUGCGUCUUCAAGUACGAAGACAAUGCAACUCCCACGGUAACGUCCAUAUCUCCAAGAUAUGGAGUACCAGGUAGUGUGAUCACUAUUCGUGGCAGGAUAUUCACAGAUCGAUACGUGGAAGCAGAGGGAACCAAUUCUGAUGGAGUCUCUAUCCUCAGGGUGUUUGCAGGCUCAGGAAUGUGCGAACCGCUUAACCAAGACACCAAAGAAAUGUAUGGUAUUGCGUUUGAUAAAUAUAGCUCAAGCACAGGCUACAUUAAAUGCAGGACUACCCCCACAACUGUAGGAUCCCAUCGCGUGUCCUUCAUUGUAUCAAAGUAUGGUCGUUCACUCAUGUCUAAGGAUGCUCUAUUGGUGGAUUCACAGGAUAAACUUUAUAUGUUCCAGGCACAUGCAGGUACAUAGAUCAAUAAGUAUUCUCUCGUGUUCUUCACACUGUCAGAGUAUUCAUUAUGUUAUAUCUUGUAAUGCAUCUCAGUCUCUCUGUUUCUCUCACUCUCAUUUUUGUCAUCUCUAUCGCAUCUUUAUCGCAUCCGUUGUGCCCCACUAAAAUACCUGCAGCAAGUUAAA